AAAAUGUCACUCGUGUUGCCAGAAAAAUGCCAGCAUAUUCUUCGUGUUAUGAACACGAACAUCGAUGACAGGAUAAAAGUAUCCUUUGCCACUAUCUCCUUUCGGGGUGUGGGUCAUGGGUUUGCUACAGUCGUGUUCAAGAAGGCCAAUGUUGAUAUUCGCAAGAGGGCAGGUGAACUGAGUGAGGAAGCUGUUAAACUCUUUGUGACAGCGAUGGCCAACCAUCGCCAGCACAAGAUCACAGACUGGUUUCUCAAAAGACCGAAGGAUAUCAAGGGUGGCCGCUUCACCCAGGUGCUCAGUAACGGUCUGGACAACAAGCUGCGCGAGGAUCUGGAGUGUCUGAAGAAGAUUUGUGCUCACAGGCAUACAAAGACCACCGACAGGAGAGGAAGAACUGUGAGUGUGGCCAAGAAGAAGUAG
This is a messenger RNA of Candidula unifasciata, 423 nucleotides long. Lineage: Eukaryota; Metazoa; Mollusca; Gastropoda; Stylommatophora; Geomitridae. The record is from the annotation of a GenBank genome assembly.